Paramecium sonneborni is the source of this 416-nucleotide messenger RNA. NCBI's taxonomy places the organism in Eukaryota, Ciliophora, Oligohymenophorea, Peniculida, Parameciidae. The record is from the annotation of a GenBank genome assembly.
GAGUAACAAUUUUUAAUUGAUUAGAAGUUUUUCAUCCUGUUGCUAGAGUUUUGAUAGUAAUUGCUAAAGAUGACGAGAUUAUGUUAGAAAUUUAAAAUUUAACUUUACAUUUUAUACAACUCUUUUUGGCAGCAGAAUUGUUAGAAGAGCUAAAAAAUUUAUAGAAGGAGAAAUACAUCCAUAAAUUAGAAAAAAUUGUCAUGGGGGGAGCUAUUGAAUUAGAGAUUUCUAGAUUACUUAGAUAUUAUGCAAGGUCAGUUACAGGAAAAGCUUAAUAUAUUGUAAAUUCUUUUUUUGCAAGUGCUCUGAAGCAUUUAUAACAUAUCAAAGAAAUGCUGAUUCAAUUCUAUUGAAAUUUGAACAAAUUGAGAUAAAAAAACCUGUCUAAGUGUGGAAGAAAGCAAAUGAUAUGGGAU